This is a messenger RNA of Gordionus sp. m RMFG-2023, 2154 nucleotides long. Its product is annotated as ras GTPase-activating protein-binding protein 1-like. NCBI's taxonomy places the organism in Eukaryota, Metazoa, Nematomorpha, Gordioida, Chordodea, Parachordodidae. Gene Ontology annotation, molecular function: mRNA binding. The transcript is spliced from 12 exons. The record is from RefSeq and is a predicted model, not a curated record. Bases 152 to 1921 code for a protein of 589 amino acids. Gene Ontology annotation, cellular component: ribonucleoprotein complex; cytosol.
UUUAGCCAAUUACCAACCAAAUUUUAUUCCGGUAUACUUCUAAAUGGAUUAAAAUUAGUAAUCAUUAUGCUUUUCAUGUGCUAAAAGUUUUUAAUCCAAUUUAUACCAUUGUUUAUCUUAUUGUAAAUAAAGUUGAAUAAUCUAAGUCAAGAUGGUUAAGGAGAAUAAAAUACUAAAUUUAGAAAAUGAAAAUGACGAAUAUGAACAACCUAAUCCACAAUGCGUAGGCUCAGAAUUUGUUAAGCAAUAUUACACAACUCUUAGUAAAAUCCCUGAUUUUCUCUUUAGAUUUUAUACUGAUAAAUCAUCUUUUGUUCAUGGUGGGAUUGGGCAGGACGAUGAAGAACUCCCAGUUAUUGGACAAAAGGCUAUUUAUAAAAAAAUUCAAUCUUUACAAUUUCGUGAUUGUAGAACUAAAAUUAGAAAAGUAGAUAGUCACCCUACUUUAAGUGAUGGGAUUGUACUUCAAGUAGCUGGUGAGAUAUCAAAUAAUAGUGGUCCUAUGCGAAGGUUUAUGCAAACAUUUGUUCUUGGAUUUCAAAAACCUAGAAGAUAUUAUGUUAUCAAUGAUAUAUUUCGUUAUCAAGAUGAAAUAUUUGAUGAACACGAGGAAUCCAAUCAUAAUCUAAGUCCAUCUAUUCAUUCACUUGAAACUAGACAAAAUCAGAAUAUUUUUAAUAAUACUGAAUAUGAUAAUGAAACUUCGGUUGACAACAAUAAAUCACAUAUUAGUAAUAAUUUAUUUGACUCCUCACAUCAAAAUGUACUUUUUUCAAACAAUUUAACAACUAUAUCUAAAGAUAUUAUACAUGAAUCACCUUCUAAAAACAUUAAAAAUAUAUAUAAUCUGCCAAUAGCAAAUUCUACAACUACACAAUAUGCUUCUUUUUUUGAGGAAUCAUCAAAUUUAAGAUCUACACAGGAAGAAACCCUGACAAAUAUAAAUUUAGAUAAAAAUAACUACUUGCCAAGUCAAAAUCAUUUACUUACUAAUGGCCAUGAAAAUUGGGAUUCUGAAGAGCAUGAUAUAAAAAAUAAUGAUGAGCUUAAUUUGGUAGAUUCAUCUCAAAAUUUAAACAAUAUUGCUUUAAUUAAGGAUGAGUUAUUACUUAACAAAAAUACAAAUUGUAAUCAAGAAAAAUUUAUAGAAUUAUCAGAUGAAAUUCAAGACAUAAAUAAUGGUCCAACUAAAACAUAUGCCCAACUAUUAAGCAAAAACAAACUGAAUGAAGUACCUCAAUAUUAUAAUCAAAAUUUUGCAAAUUCAAAAAAGAAUGAGAGAGUUGACCAAAUUGGUAAGAACAAUAAUAUUUCAAAUGUGAUUAUAAAUGAAAAAGAAAUAUCAAGUCUAGAAAAAAAUGACCUUAAUAGUAAUAACGUAAAUGCAAAGCAAAAUAAUACCUUUUCCAAGCCAUUUAAAGCUCCACAGCAAUCAUAUUUUAAAGAUAACAAUAAAAGUUAUCCCGUUAAUGAUGAUGCUCAUAAACCAGUUUAUGGGCCACAAUUGCAAUUACAAUCACCGCAGACUGCUACUUUACCCCAACCCAAUAUAAUCUAUCCAGAUAGUCAUCAAAUAUUUGUAGGCAAUUUACCUCAUACUAUGGGAGAAAAUGAAUUAAGCAAAUAUUUCUCAGAAUAUGGCAAAGUGGUCGAUUUAAAAAUUAUAUCUGGUCAAAAAGAUGGAACAAGAAAAGUUCCGAACUAUGGCUUUGUUAUAUUUUCUAGUUCCGAGCCAGUAAAAAAAUUGAUCAACGAAAAACCAAUUAUUUACAAAGGACACCGCUUAAAUGUAGAGGAAAAGAAGAAUCAACGUAAAGGAGGUGGACCUAUUGUAAAUAAUAGACCUAACAAAAUGGGACCUCCUAAUAAACCUCAUCCUCAACAGCAACCUUACCACCCACCACCUCUACCACGAUUAUAGUUUUUGUUUCCACCCUAUUUUCGUUUUCAUAUGUAUAUAAUAUCAGAUUUACCUAAAAAUAUAAUUAUGUAAUUUUAUGUUUUAAUUUAUUUUAACAUAAAUGCUUUUUCUCUUAUUAAUUCGUUUGAUAUUAGAAAAUUUUAAUAUGUAUUUGCCCUAACAUAUUACUCAAAUUUUUUUGUCAUUUUUGAGAUGUUUAUAAUGGCUUGAAUUUAUAAUAAAAAUUGCUCACA